Molecule: messenger RNA, 5882 nt
Organism: Archocentrus centrarchus (flier cichlid)
Lineage: Eukaryota; Metazoa; Chordata; Actinopteri; Cichliformes; Cichlidae
Product: protein sel-1 homolog 3
Exons: 24
Coding region: 1-3327 (1108 amino acids)
Molecular function (GO): protein binding
Source: RefSeq, a predicted model, not a curated record
AUGAAUGUGUUUCACUCCAUCAUUUUUGGAUAUAUCUUCACUGUUUCUGCUCCAAUGGCAAAGUGUGCUUUACAAGUCCUUUCAGCCCAGAGUGGUGAGACCCUGCCUGACAAUUUUAUAGGGUUUGACUCCGUCCCUGACAAAGUGGUAGACGGCUCAGUGGUCCGCGUGCGGUAUCAGUGCUCCAGGCAAUGUCAGCUUGCAGUCGAGGUGGUGGUGUCCACAUUGCAGGAGACAGAUUUAGUGGUCUUCAGGAGAAAGUGGAUCAGCAGCCGAACCCAAGUCUACAGGAUCCAUCAGGUGCCGCUCAGACUGCCUCCGUCCAUUUCAUAUCAACUCGACUUUUUCAACAGGAACAUUUUGGACACGCAGAAUAUGACAGUCCGUGCUUGGCUGGACAGUUUUAAAAAUGGCAGUGAACUCAGCACAUACCGCAGCUCCAUGUUGAGGAUUUAUAAAGUGCUGCAGAUAAUUCCACCCUCUGAGCGGCCAAGUAAACCUCCCACCGGGUGCCCGUCAUGGUCGGCUCAACUAAUGUGGCAGAUGACCAGCCACAGAAUCCAUCAGUGUCCACAUGAGUCAGAUGUAAUCGAUAUGCUAAAGUUCCCUCUGGCAAGUACUGGUGAGCACUUUGGAGUGAUCCGCAGGUUCCAGCCUUUCAUCGACAGAGCUCUAGAGAGAGCCCGACUUCAUGCUGUGACACAGCCCAGCGUCACCUUAUCUGUGUGGAUAUACCUACUGAAAUGGUGUCAGAAGAAGCUAUGUGGGAUCAUCCAUCAUGUCAAUGGAAAAAGUUCAUAUGACACGCUUCUGAUGCAACUUACAGACACAGGGGGCAUCGUAAUUCAGGCACGUAAGAGAACGGGAGCAGAUGAAGCAUUUCAAGCCCGAGCAGCGUUGCCCCUGUGGAAAUGGAUUAGAUUAGACUGUUACAUACAGGACUCAAAGGUGCUGCUGGAAACCACAUGGGAUGGUCAAACCAAAAAAUAUGUAUAUGGAUUUCGGGACAGCAUCCAUUAUGAUGACACUGACGGAUACUUUGUGAUCGGAGGAAGCAGAUACUUAGCAGGCAUCGCUGGGUAUUUCGGGCCUAUCAGAUACUACCGUUUUGGAACCAAACAGAUCAAAAAUGAACUGCAUUCUGUGUCAACAUUACAUGAACUGCAGAGGACUCACUAUGAGUGUCAGGAAAUAAGAGCAUUUACGAAAGAGUUUCUGCAAGAAGUGACGGAGAAUCACCUUCUGUCGCCAGUCAGCAGAGAUGUCUGUACCCCCGACUUCUUAAGGCUGCGGGGUCAGUUUCAAUCAAAAGAGAAAACAUGCACACAAACAUGGACGUUUGAAACACAGUUAAAGCACAGCACUCUGUUUCAUUUCUUGCUAACAAUGGAGGAGGAAAUUGGAACAGGGUUUUUGGGCUUGAAGCACCUCAGGAGUGCUUUGUUUAAGGAAGCAGUUGGAACAAUGUUGCCUGUGGAUAAGGCACAAAUGAAAAUCACAUCCCAAUCAAUGGCACUGUUACGAGCGUCCUCCUGCUUUGGAAAUCACAGAGCAUCUCUCUUAUUGGCCACCAUCCAUCUCUCUGGCCUGGGACAUUCAGUCAAUCAUGAGCAGGGUCAUGUCUACAGUUUGAUUGGCGCCUCGGGUGAUGACCGUUUUGCCCUGAUGCAUGCAGGGUACAAACACUUGAUGGGAAUUGAUGGGUUUCCUAAAGACUUGGAUAUGGCUUAUAGCUACUAUUCCAACGUUGGAACACAGAGCAGCAUUGACAGGUCCAGAAUACAUGAAAACAUGCAAUACGCCAUUGAACAUAUCUAUUUAAACAAUGAAGAGGAUUUAAGCCGCCUGACACACGAGACAAGUGAUGAUUUCCAGUAUCUGAAAUUCAAAGCAGAGAGAGGAGACAUAGAAUCUCAGAAACACAUGGGAACAAUGCUGUACUGGGGGCAAAAUGGAGUCUCAAAAGACAUAGUGAGUGCGGUGAAGUGGUUCGAGAGAAGUGCUAUGCAAAUGAAGGAUCCCUCUGCGAUGUACGACUACUCCAUCCUACUGAUGAAGGGCCAGGGAGUGAAAAGGAACAACACCCGAGGUUUUCGGCUGAUGAAAAAAGCAGCAGCAAUGGGCUCAAUUAAUGCCUUGAAUGGUCUAGGCUGGUACCAUGGGACUGUACUGAAGGACCACAAAACUGCAGUGAAAUUCUUUGAACAAGCUGCUUUAAAUGGGAGCCAUGAUGGGAUGUUCAACCUGGGGAUUUAUCACCUCAGUGGGCUGAACCCAGACAGACCGCAGAAAAAUGAGAGUGCUGCUUUUGAGCAGUUUCUGAAUGCAUCUGAGCUUGGUCAUAUAGCUGCAUCGGUGGAAGCUGCUUGGUACCUUUCGACAGGAUGCCUGGAAGGGGUGUCUCAGGAUAUGAAGAGGGCUGUGAUGCUGCUGAAAAAGGUCUGUGAACAAAAUGGACACCUUGGAUUUAUGAUAAGAGAGGCUCUUCAGGCCUACCUCCAGGGCUCGUGGCAGGAAACCUUUGUGAAGUAUCUUUUGGCAGCUCAAACUGGUCUAGGUUUGGCCCAGAGCAAUGUUGCACACCUGUGUGAGGAGCUGAAUCUCGGUUAUGAGCAUCAGUGGAGAUAUCAUAACUACUCUAUAUUAAACUCUGAUCCCCAUCCGUCCGCUCUGCUGAAAAUGGGAGACUACUAUUACUACCAUUCCCCCAGCACACAAGAGGACUCAUUAUCCUUGGCUGAGCAGGCCAUAUCAAUGUAUAGCAGAGCAGCACUAGCAGGCAGCCCUCAGGGAAUGUACAACUUGUUUGUUUUGGCGCAAGAAGGCCACAGCCUUCCACAGAGCGUCCUCAGCUUGGUUAAUGUUUCCCGUCACGAUGAUCUGGAUAAGGUGAUGGAGAGGAUCCUAAAAAGAUGUGCAGUGAUGGAGGGUGAAAAGGCAGUGACGCCCUGUUCUUUAGCUCUGCUCGGACUCCAGAUGGGAAAAGCCUUGAGGAGAAUGACUCAGAACCGUGCACAGCUCCUCUUGGUGUAUACAUCUCUUCUUGCUGUCCUUGUCAUUGCUGCUGUGGCUCUGUUGAAAAGCUCUCUUGUGGACAGAUACCCUGCAAAUGCACCAAGGGCACGGACGUCAUCUGACAGCCACGAUGGUGUCGUCUUGAAUAGAGGGCAAGAUGGCAUCAUGGGAAGAACCUACACAGUGGCAUGGAAUCUAGGGCUUACCAUGAAUGGCGAGCAGUGGCUGCGACAGACUAGCGAUUUGGCUGUGACCGUGUUGGGUGUGUGCUUGUGUGCUUUCUGGACCGCACUACUCUAUCAUCUUUUAUGACAUAACAUACCAAGGGCAGUGAUCCAAUAGCCACAGCAAAAGCCCCAGACACUACAUAUUGUAAGAGCAUGCAUUUAGCAGAUGAGUUACAGAACUAUUCGUGUGACACAUUUCUGUUUUGGAGGCGUGUGACUCAUGUCAAGACAGGAAGAGGAGAAGCUCGGGUUAGGUGGUGAGCAAGCCUCUUUAUUUAAGAGCUGAUAACUUUUUUUCCAGCAAUAAUAUUUCUAUUGUUUUAUUUGUGGAAAAUAAAAUCCUUACCGUACAAUCCAUCUAAUUAAUGCUGAGUACAGGAAGGACCUUUUUCUUAUCUAGCCUGUACGCCCAAUAAAAAUAUAAAUGUGAUACCUGUGUAUAAAAAAAGCAACAAGAGUCGGCCUCAGUGAUGGAUGAGAUGUUAGGCCAAAAGCUCUGUUUUAAUAAGUCAACUAUUAAGGCUUGCCUCCUGUCCUAUCAGUGGCAUGUUGAUGAUAAACGUUGCUCAGGAGACAAGACAUGUGGCAACAGCAUGCAGGGCGCUUAACUGUUGGCCCUGGUAUACGGCUGGAGCAGUGGAAUUUCCCUCGAUAUUGAUUGAAUCUCUUGUUGACCGGGUGCUUUUGGUCAAAAUCUCAGUUUUAUCCAUCACUAAGGAGAGUUUGGCUGGAAAGGAAGUAACUAUGGGAAUGGGUGACACUUCAAACACACCUUUAGAGCCUGUUUUUGGGGUGUUGGUAAAAAAAGAAAAGUAAUGCGCCUCUGCGGUGCUGUUGUUUCUGCAUUCAUAAAGAUAACAGGCGAUUUCCUUUGAGGGAUUUUGUUUCUAUGGCUGCCAAUGAGCACGAGGAAGAGGCAGUGUCACUCAGUUCGUAACAGUUAUUUACAGCUCUGAGUGACUUGUGAUGAUGUGCAGUUUAUAGCUGGUAUUCACUGGGCUGUCAUUAGUUAAAUAAGGAGUUUCACAGUGUAAACAGCUCCAUGUGGCACUCCGUCAGUUUACAGUGACGUCUGUGUAUAAUUUGGGGACGGACUAAUGAUCUCCCUCUUCUUUCAGCUAUCUCUGUCCACGAUGUUGUCUGUCUCUGGCUUUAAACACUGCCUACACAUACUGCUGUAAUCUCCAGGCUAGUGUUUUCCGCAGUUUAUGCGGUAGAAUCUUUUUGUGCAGGUCAUCAUAGGAUGAAAUUCAAAACAAAACAACUUUUUUCCACGCUGUUGCCCAAAAUAAGGUAAUAAUUCAUUUCUAGCCUUUAAAUGUUGUCAGUUACCAGAUUAUGAAAAUGAGAGGGAGGCCGGUGUUAUACUUAUUGCAUCUGUGUAUGCUCGGGCCAAUUUUUUUUUGUGACCAUGCUGACUUAUCCUACUACUGCUACAACAGCACCACCUCCACCAAAGCUGAAGAUUCCCUCCACACCAUGUAUGAAGCCCUGGAUCCAGAUCAUUGUUUAAGAUAUUUUCUUGAGAGCAUCAAAAGGAGGCCUCCCAAAUUAUCUUAUCUCAAAUGAAUAUGUAUUUGCAAAGAUCUAAUUUUUAAAAAAAAAGGUCCUGUUUUGCUCUGUGAAAUGAUGGUAAAGAAUCUCAGCUUGUAAAUGGGUCCAUAACUUUGUGAGUAAUCUGACAAAUAAACAAACAAACUGAACCAAUCACAUAACCUCCUUGGUGCAGAUAAAUAGUAUAGUAAGAGCAACUACCUGUCCAUAGUGUCUAUAGGUAUCCAUAUGAGCACCUAAGGAUUAUGCCAUGCGAGCAGUUCUUUAAGGCUGUACUGCUCAGCACCAUGUUUACAUAUUACUUAAAUGUUCUGCAAACUCAAAUAUCUAAAAUUGUAACAUGUACUUUCUAUUUUAAUUCAUUCAUUUGGACUAUUUUUUAUUUAAAUAAGCACCAUGUAACAGUACAGUUUCCACUGUAUCUUCUUUCAUCUGCAGUUUGCAUUUAUUCAGAGUGUGCUUGUCAGAGAAGUUCCAGGUUUGCAGCAGAAACUUAUGAGCAUCAGCAAAAGUAUGACGAGUUUUUGGUUACAGUUCAUUUGCUCAAGUUGUGUUUAAUUUACCGUCAUGCUAAAAUAGCAAAGCUGUGACACCAUGAGUAAAGGCGGACUUCAUAACUAUGCAGUGUUAACACAGCCAGAACUGUGUAGAGUGGCACAACACUCACUGUAAAAGAAUAUCCAAAAGUAAACAUCAAGCUGUCUUGAUGACAUUUAUGAGCUCGUGGGAUGGCGAAGCAUCCAUCCCUCCACAACUUGCAAGUAUUGCUACUCCUCUCAGAGUGCUGGUCAGAUUCUAGUGAUGCAAGAUGUCUCUGUCCUGGAUAUCUCUGUUUGAGAGCCUCCCUGACUUCCUGUUUUUAUUAGUUUGAGUAGUACAGCUCACCAGGGACAACAAAAUUGAUCACUAUCUUUUUGCGCUUCACACAUUUCAGUAACUGGUGAAUUGUGAUGGAUCAAAAGCUGCCACGUCAUUGAUGUUCUGGUUUCACUGGAGAAGGAAAAUAGGUGCAUUACUCACGUGUGCCUUAAGGAGUGGGAUUACGGUGCUAUGCUGUUUUUUGUACAAUUAAAUAAAAGGCUGAUA